Molecule: messenger RNA, 3711 nt
Organism: Closterium sp. Naga37s-1
Lineage: Eukaryota; Viridiplantae; Streptophyta; Zygnematophyceae; Desmidiales; Closteriaceae
Source: the annotation of a GenBank genome assembly
AUGGAGGCUGCGCGGAUCGGCGUGCGCCGUCUCCCCUCCCCAGUCGUCGGCCCCCCCGCGCUCCGCGAGGAUCCCCGCGGGCGCGCGCGGAGCCUCGGCGUGGUUGCGGGUGGCGGCGGGGUUGGCGGAAACGGCGCGAGCACUCUCUCGCCCCGUCCACGUGGCAGCAGCUUAUUAGCUCCGCCGCUUGACGUCAGCACGCUCAAGCCCGGCGGGUUUCAAACGAAUGGGUUGUCGUCGCCGCGUCAGAUUGACGGCAGCGGGUAUGUAACGCCACCUCAGCAUGACGUCAUCGACUGGGACAGCGCGAGUGGCGGAAGCGGCGGGAUGCCCUUCGGAGAAGAGAAUCUGGUCGCAGCAGCGGCGGCGGCGGCGGCGACGGUUGCGGCGGCCAAUGCUGGGGACGACAUUCCUUCUAACGCGUAUUACGGUACUAAUGGCGCCGCUUCUGCUUCUGCUGCUGCGCCCAUCGGAUACGUACCCGCCCCCACGACCCUGCCGGCGCGAAGGCCUAGUAUCGGGGCGCGCCAUAACGGAUCAGUCGGCGCGUUGAAGCACGUCCAGCAACAUCAACCCCACGCCUCGCACGAGCAGCAACAGCAACGGCAGCUGCGUCAGCCUCACGAGGCGCACGAGCAGCAGCAGCGAAUGCAUCGCUCCAUUUCGCUCGGCGCUGCCGCGCUGGCAGCCGCUGAUUGGCUGCGUUCCCCCGCGGGGGGACCUCGGCGCGGGAGCGGCUCCCCUUCCGCCGUGCAUCCGCUCCCGCCGCCCCGCACCGCCACCAUCGGCGUCACUGGCGCAGGCGCGGCAGCGGGAGACCAGCGCGCGGAAGCUCUGGGCGGAGGGGCGCGCGGACAUGCGGCGGAGGAGGGGUAUGACGAGGCGUUGGCGGAGGGGACGGGGGAUGUUCUGCGGAGCCGCGUCCGCCGCGCUAAUAACGCGGACGACAACAAUGAUAACGACGAUGGCCCCGUUAUAAUGACGUGCAGGCUGUUUCCGAGGAGGAGCACGUCGCGUACGUCUCUUAACGGAGGUGGCAGUAGCGCGGACAGCGUGAGCGGAGGGAGCGUGCGUGAAGGGAAAGACGACAAGUACAGCAGGAAACCGAAACGAAGCAUCUCUUGGGGGGGAUGGAUGAAAACAGGGGGGAGCGGAGGGGGAAAGGAAGCAGAGAAAAGGGGAGGAGGAGCAGCGAAGGCUGGAGUGGUUGGAACGUUUGGUGGAACAAGCAGCAAUGGGGGUGAAAGGAUUGAUAAUAAGCCUGACUCUCAGCAGAAAUCGGCCCUCAACGGGCGCAGUGAAGAGGUUCUUAACGCGUACAAGGCCCUGACUCAGCAAUCCGCCACGUGGAACCAGCUCAACGCCGGCAAUGACGUCACACCUGGUCCUGCUGGCGUCACAGUACCGCCCACCCCUGCUCCCGGAGCUGCUGCUGCCGAGGCUGCUGCUCUCGCCGAGGCAAGCGCCCGAGCCUGCCGGCUAGCCUUGGCAGCGGAGUCCGAAGCAGCAGUGAGCUUCUCUCAAGCUAUAAGCUUCGCAGGCUCGGACGGAGAUAGAGGCAAGCAAGGGAAGCGGCAGCAACAGGAGGCACCGAAGGAGGAGGAGGAGGGGGAAGGAGCUAUUGAGGUGGUGGGCGGGGAACAGCGGCAGCAGGAGCAACGGGAGCGAGUGCUUGGUGAAAGCCAGCAGGAAGACGGACAGAGAGCAGCAGAAGCAGCAAAGGGAGCAGCAGAAGCAGCAAAGCGAGCAGCAACACGUUUUUCAGCAGCAGCAGCGGUGGCAGCAGCAAAGGGAGCGCGGUUGGAAGCGGUGGAGAGCGCUGUGAUGGCAGCGAGAGCGGCAGUGGAGCAGGGGGCACUUGAGGGGGCAAAUGUGGCGACUCUGGUGGGGCAUUACAAUUCACUGCUGCGCCUGCAAGAGCAGAUGGAAUGGCAAGAGCAGAUGGAACGACAGGAGAAGGACGAACGCCAAGAGAAGGGAGAGGUGAAGGAGAAUGGAGGGGUGGAGGACAGGAGGGAGGAGGAGGGAGUUGAAGCCCCACAGCUGCAGCAGCAGAUGGAGCGACCGCAGCAUCAAGAGAAGAGUGACAGUAAGGCGGCGGGCCAACAGCAGCAGAGGCAGGGGCAGCAGCUGCAGGGGCAGCACAGUCAGGGGCGCGUGCGCAGUGGCGAAGAGAGAGGGCACAGUCACGCCCUGCCUCGCCGAUCCCGCUCGCUCACUGUCGCCAACUCAGCAUCUGCAUCGUUCAAGGGACGGCCAGGAUCGUCCGCACACGCAGCCGAGCAGAACCCGCUUCGCUCACUCCUCCACGCGAAACCACCGUCGCCGACAGCAGCCGCACCAGGCCACACCAUCCAGCACCGCAUUCAACCGGGCUCAACCGCUGCACGGUCAAUGGCAGCAGGCGCGGCAGCAGCAGCAGCAGCAGCGGCAGCACAGCCAGCAGCGUCGGCGUCGGAAUUAUCAGCGUCUGCAGUGUCUGCCUCUCUGGGUUCCCUUGCGUCCCUCGCUCCCCCCUCGCCCCGCUCCCGACACUCCACAAGCAAAGGAGGCAGCAGUAUACUCAGGGAAGACACUUUAUCCCACACUCUGGGCAGCAGCACAGCAGCACUCACAGCGCCGUCAGCUGCAGCAGCAGAAGCCGCCGCAGCAGCAGCAGCAGGUGGAGGUGAGUAUGGGGCGGUGAGGGAUAGCGUCACGGACGGUGAGUGGUGCAUGAGUGAGUCGUCUCUCAACGCCAGUGCCACUGCCAGUGUAAGCCUUGCUGCCAGCCUGGCUUCCACCUUGGACUCGAGGCCAGGGGAGGAGGGGGGGAGUGAGUGCGCCUCUCACAGCUGCUCUGUGGGCUGCGGUGGUGAGGCACAGGGGCGUGAGGAGAGUGGGGAGGAUGAGAGAGUGAGGAAGGAGGAGGAGGAGGAGGAGGAGGAGGAGGAGGAGGAGGAGGAGGAGGAGGAGGAGAGGAGGGAAGAGGAGCAAGAGGGGAUGGAAGACGAAGAAGAGGAGGAAGAAGGUGAGGAGGAGCAGCAUGACUAUACGAUGACGUUGGACCAACACCACACAGAAGCCAUUUCUCAUACCGAUGUGGAAGGGUUGAUUGGAGCAACCCUGAGCCCUCUCACGUAUGGCAUGGCGGACUUACCCAUUCAGCAGCAGCAGCUGCAAGAGCAGGGAAUGUUGCCUUUACCACCAGGAGCAGUGGACUACUCUACUCAUUCCACCAACCCGUUUCUUGAGGUGAUUAGAGAGGAGGUGGUUAAAGAGGGGGUGGAGAAAUCAGAUGGGUACGAGGGGGUUCACGGGGGAAAUGGUCGAAGCCCUUACUCCAGCGAUGGUACGACCAGCAGGAGCAGCAACAUCAACAACAGCAGCAGCAGCAGCAGCAGCAGUAGCAGCAUCAGCAGUGGUGGGAGUAUUAGCGGCAGCAGUGGGAACAACGAGGAGUACGGGAAGAUUAACAGCAACGGCAAUUUGGAAAAGGGUGUUCCUGUUUUCCAUACAAAGGGCUUUGGUGCAUCAAGGGGCAACGCUGCAGACGGGCUCGGUGAUAUAGGGGCUGCUAAUAGAGUGGAUACAGGAGCACGACAGUCACAUGACGUUGAGAAGAGUUUGGCUGGCUCAACGAGACCUCGACGGGUUUCUUUCAACCGCGUGGUGCGUGUGCGAACGUUCACUCGUGUUACUACCACGUCCGACGCGUGCGAUGAUUCUUAA